This is a messenger RNA of Sorghum bicolor (sorghum), 1355 nucleotides long. Its product is annotated as FAD-dependent urate hydroxylase. Lineage: Eukaryota; Viridiplantae; Streptophyta; Magnoliopsida; Poales; Poaceae. The coding region runs from base 17 to 1303 and encodes 428 amino acids. Gene Ontology annotation, molecular function: FAD binding. The record is from RefSeq and is a predicted model, not a curated record. The transcript has 6 exons.
UAUAUAAGGAAGAUGUAUGCGACAGCCUCUUCUAAUCCGGGCACCAGCAGCAACUCAUUCUAAUAUAAUCAAAAAAGGGGAGACACACAGUAUGGAGGAGUCCCAUGACAUCGUCAUCGUAGGUGGUGGCAUCUGUGGCCUCGCCACCGCUCUUGCGCUCCACCGGAAAGGGAUUGCGAGCCUUGUGUUGGAGAGGUCGGAGACUUUGAGAGCAGAAGGCGGCUAUAUCGGUAUCCAUGUCAAUGGAUGGCGUGUUCUGGAGCAACUCGGGAUUGCUGCAGAGCUCCGGGAGACUGCCAACCUUAUCACCGCGUUUCACGACGUGUGGCACCAUGAAAAGAAGAGCAGCCAGACACCCGUCAGAGAGGAGACCCGAUUUUUAAAGAGGAAGGACCUGAUCGAGACGAUGGCCAAGAACAUUCCCGCUGGAGCAAUCCAUUUUGGUUGCAACAUUGCAGCGAUUCAUCCAUCAGAAUCAGAUCCCGGCGCGGUCCUUACUACAGCGGGUGGCGGGGUCAUCAGGGCCAAGGUGUUGAUUGGUUGUGACGGCACCCACUCAGUGGUUGCAAAGUAUUUAGGCAUGUCUGCGGCAAGAUCAACCCCUACCAUGUAUAUGCGUGGAUUCACAAGGUAUCCGCACGGGCAUCCCUUCGCAGACCAUUUCCUACGCCUGAGGAUCAAUCCUUGCUUUGUCGGGCGCGCGCCCGUCAGUGACACUCUAGUCAGUUACUUCGUAGCUUGUCAAAUCACUUCUGCAGAUGCAAGUGUCAUCAAGGACGGGCGUGCCAUGAGGGAUUUCGUGCUACGGAAGCUGCAAGGCGUGCAGUGCCCCGCCGAGAUCCUCGAGAUGAUCCAGAACUCUGACCCCGAGGCACUGGUCGUCACCACCAAGGUGUGGUACCGGCCGCCGUGGCAGGUAGCGUUCGCCGGCUUCCGGAAGGGCACCGUGACGGUUGCCGGCGACGCCAUGCACACCAUGGGGUCGUACAUUGGCCAGGGAGGCGCGGUGGCGAUGGAGGACGCCCUCGUGCUUGCCCGGUCGCUGGCGCGAUCACUCGCCAGGAGUGGCGGCGGUGCUAAUGAACCGUGCGACAAGACGAUGGUCGUCGGUGCGGCGACGGCGAUUAGGGAGUACGUUAGGGAGAGGAGGCUGAGGGUGGCGAGGUUGUCGUUAGAGGCCUUCUCCAUGGGGAGAAUAUUGCAAACCAAGUGGCUGGCCUUGAAGCUAGCAUGCUUGGUCAUCUUGUUUCUCCUAGGCACCAAGGAACUCGGCCACGCCAACUAUGACUGCGGCCGCCUGUAACACUCCUUUAUUGUGCGUUUUAUCUGAAAUAAAAACUCUCUUUUAUAUUGUA